Aspergillus glaucus CBS 516.65 is the source of this 627-nucleotide messenger RNA. RefSeq lists its product as uncharacterized. The transcript has 2 exons. The record is from RefSeq and is a predicted model, not a curated record. NCBI's taxonomy places the organism in Eukaryota, Fungi, Ascomycota, Eurotiomycetes, Eurotiales, Aspergillaceae. The coding region runs from base 109 to 504 and encodes 131 amino acids.
AGAGAACUCGAAAAGCAGGUGGGCUGAUCCAAUGUGACCACUGAUGUUCUUGAGGGCUCAUCUGGCACCAAGAAGAUCCAUUAUUUCGAGCAAAGAAGUCGAAGAGUGAUGUGCAUGCCAUAUCACCACUACUAUCAGAGGUAUGGCAGAGAUCGAGAUCUCAACCUGCAGGUCACGCAUGAGAUCAGAGCCCGAAUCAAGCAAGACCGCGAAACUGGCAGGUCGGCCAUGUGCGAGAAUUGCGAGGCAGUUGAGGGAACUCAUGAAUGUCGUGGCUACCAUGGUAUCAAUGGUGAGACCAGCAUGAUUCUGUGCGCCGCCUGCAACAACUUUUAUUCCAAGAACAAGAGGCAUCGCCCAGAAAAUGAUCAACACAUUCUCAAAACCAGGGCUUGGAUGAAGCAUGACCGAGAAGUUGGCAUCCCAAUUUUCUGCGUCCACUGUAAUGCGCAAGAGACGGCGGACUUGAUCGCCACGACUUUCCAAUUCGUGGUCGGCACAUAAUCUCUUGGUGCAGUUUGUACAGAUUGCUACCGGAAGGAUGGACGUCGUUGAUGGUCGUCGAUGCGGUAUUCGAAACAGAUUCCACCUGAUGUUUGAGUGAUGAGAUGUAGCUUCUAAUGGUGG